Messenger RNA from Chlamydomonas reinhardtii, 2800 nucleotides. RefSeq lists its product as uncharacterized. The record is from RefSeq and is a predicted model, not a curated record. The transcript has 2 exons. Lineage: Eukaryota; Viridiplantae; Chlorophyta; Chlorophyceae; Chlamydomonadales; Chlamydomonadaceae. Bases 85 to 1743 code for a protein of 552 amino acids.
GUUAUUUAGGUAUAGCAACUUGUCUUAGCAAACAACAAGUGUUUACGCCGUUCAAUCGUUGACUGCACGACCGCGAUAACACAAAUGGCAAACCAGAGCAAGAUGCUUCCUCCCUACGCCGAGCGAAAGCUGAGAGCUCUUCAGCGAUUUGCUCUGUCGAAUGCGGCGCUUUCCGAGGUGCCGGCGACCCUGCGCCUCGACGUCUCCAUCAUGCGGGCGGUGCUGGAGCGGUCAAAGGCGCGCAUAGUGGCUCGGUACCGCACUGCGCUGCGCGCUGUGAAGGAGCCGCAGGAGCUCGCGUCCUGCGAGGCCUGCGUCACAUCGUCAACACUGGGCAUGCCUGGCAUCUCUGGCAUGACCGCCCCAGGCGCGUCAACGCCAUCGGACUGCGGCUCUGGCGCCUCCUCGCCCGCCGCGCUCUCGCGGAGCAACACCAGCAACUCGCUCAAGGCAGGCAGCAUGGGGGGCGCCAGUGUUGACGAGCAGACACUUGCGGCCGAGGCCAACGAGGCCGCCGUCAACGAGACUACCGCAUGCUGCCCGGAGCCCACCACCGAGGCGAUUGAGGCCGCCGUCAUCGUUGAGACCACCGCCGCAUGCUGCCCCGAGCCCGCCGCCGAGGCGAUUGAGGCCGCCGUCAUCGUUGAGACCACCGCCGCAUGCUGCCCCGAGCCCGCCGCCGAGGUGACUGAGGCCGCCGCCAUCGAGACCACCGCCGCAUGCUGCCCCGCGCCCGCCGCCGAGGCCAUUGAGGCCGUCGUCAACAUGACCACCGCCGCAUGCUGCCCCGAGCCCGCCGCCGAGGUGACUGAGGCCGCCGUCAUCGAGACCACCGCCGCAUGCUGCCCCGCGCCCGCCGCCGAGGCCAUUGAGGCCGUCGUCAACAUGACCACCACCGCAUGCUGCCCCGAGCCCGCCGCCGAGGUGACUGAGGCCGCCGUCAUCGAGACCACCGCCACAUGCUGCCCCGCGCCCGCCGCCGAGGCCAUUGAGGCCGCCGUCAUCGAGACCAUCGCAUGCUGCCCCGAGCCCGCCGCCGAGGCCAUUGAGACCGUCAUCGAGACCACCGCCGCAUGCUGCCCUGAGCCCGCCGCCGAGGUGACUGGGGCCGCCGUCAUCGAGACCACCGCCGCAUGCUGCCCCGAGCCCGCCGCCGAGGCGAUUGAGGCCAUCAACGAGCCCGCUGCCGCCGAGACCAAGACGGAAAUCGCCUCGGCCCUCAGCAAGGAGGCUGUGCCCGCACCGGCACCAGUGGCCGAGCCCACCUCUGGCCCAGCCGUGUACAUCACCAGCGCCGUCGAGGGGCCCUGUCCCGCAUCCGCGCCCGCAACCCCCCGCCCGCCCGUGCCGCGAAGCCAUCUGACCGCCGCCUUCCAGGCCCUGGCGGCGAUAGCUGCCGCCACACGCCCCGAGUCGGCCGCCCUGCCGGUCCGCCCUUACAACCCCACUGCUGAGGCGCCUGGCUUUAACAUCAAGCACACGGUACUGAAUUACCAGUGGCACCGCUGCGAGGCGCCGGGCGCCCCCAUCCAGCUGGUCGGGGGCUGCCAUUACGCCGCCAGCGGCAGCACCAUCGUGCGCCAGCAGUUGGAGUCCCUCCGCGCUGACCACCCGAGCAGCAAGGGCAUGCCGGCGCCGCAGCGGCAGCAGCAGGGACAGGACCAGCAGGAGGCUACUGGUGUCAAGGUGGGCGCCGUUGAGAAGGCGUCGCACAUGGAGACUGUGCCCAAGUGGCGGCACUAGCUAGCCUAGCUACGAUACCCUGCAGCUAGGGAGGCAACAUGCAGUGAGACACGCCUGGAAACGUAGUUCGGGCCAGCGAGCAGCGGCACGCAAAAGUGCCAGUAGAGUGGCAGAGCAGGUAUACAGCUGUGUGGAUUCGGACCAACGAGGUCCCACGACAUUGAUUGAUCGUAUGAUAGCGGGUGCGUGGUUGAACCCAAUGACAAGUGUGCCACCUUACUUGUCAUGUAGCAGCACGAACGGGUAUGUACUGGCACACCCGGAAUCUUAGUCUUAGACUCUUAGCGCCUUAGCUAGCGCGGUAGGUUGGCCGUGUGAUACGACCGGUACGAAUGUGGGACACUAGCAGGAAGGCGCCGGAUGUCUCUGAGGGGUCCACCCCGCCUGCUGUGCGUGGAUAGACAGCCAUGAUAGUAGGCUGCCCAGCUUCGACACUCAUCUAGCUUGCAACUAGCAAGGCCAUGCAUAUGGCAGGUGUCCGUGGCGCGUCAUUGAGACUGACCGAGCGAUUGCCGUUUUGCCGGAUUGCGCUGUUUCAUAGCAGGGGUUUCACGCCCCAGGCAGGUUGCUUGCUUCGUUUAUCAGGAGAGACAUAAGGCGGUUGAUCGUGCUGAGAAGACCGGCCACGAGUGCCGCACCGCCAUUUCUUUUUUCGUUACGUGUCUUGACAUUUCAAAAGUUUGCUGCCUGUGUUUGGAUUGGGUUUGCAAAUUGCCACACCCCGAUCCUGCUUGGCAGGGAGACGAUAAGUAACCGUGCACGCACGGUGCGGGCUGAUGCGGGGGAUGUGCCUGGACCAGGAGUGGUUUGCUUAGCUGCGUGGCGUACGUGCGUGGAGAUGGACGCGGGGGGUGAAGCGAACGAAAGUCUCUCAUGUUUUGAGAGCGAAAUGCGGACCGCUCAGGGUUAGAACCGCUCGGUUUGAGGCCUAGCUAGAUAGACGUUUUUAGUGGCCAGGGGCAAGACGUGCCGUGUGGCGUAUGUGGGAUGUGCUGGGCCUGAAGUGCAUAGGAGUUUGCAUGCACCGGGCAUGGCAGCGCAUAUGGAGAUGGCGGAA